Messenger RNA from Mycena indigotica, 3276 nucleotides. RefSeq names its product DNA repair protein. Gene Ontology annotation, molecular function: ATP-dependent chromatin remodeler activity; nucleic acid binding; ATP binding. The record is from RefSeq and is a predicted model, not a curated record. NCBI's taxonomy places the organism in Eukaryota, Fungi, Basidiomycota, Agaricomycetes, Agaricales, Mycenaceae. The transcript is spliced from 16 exons. The coding region runs from base 1 to 3276 and encodes 1091 amino acids.
AUGUCCGACUCAGAAAUGCCCACACGACCUCCGCUGUUCUUUGCUAGCUCAGACUCAGAAGAUGAAGAUGUUCCAAUGGAUGCAGAGGCUGAACCCGCUACUUCUGAAAGAGCAUCGUCUCCCGCCUCUUCUCGUUUGUUUUCUGAGGGGAGCGAUGCUGAAAAAGACCCCAUUAAGAAACGCCCCAUCCUUGUCGACUCUGACUCCGACUCUGCAAAGAAUGCGGCGCGGAAGCCGCCUCCCGCCAAAAAAAGACGUGUUUCUCCCCCGCCCCCGCCUCCCAGUCCACCCGCUGUCCAGCUUAUGUAUCUGGGCGACCUGGUUUGGGGACAUGGAUGGAGCAAUGUCUCUGGCAAGGGGUAUAUAAAGCCUGGCGAAGAGGUCAAAAUAAAACGCGAAACAGUCCCCACCAAGGCCGAAAACAAGGCUGUGGCAAAGGGGAAGAAGGGCGGGGACGGGAAAAAGCAGAUGUCGCUCGCUGCGAUGCUUAAGCAGCCCUCGAAGACCGCUGCUGCCAAAUCCAAGAAGACAGACACUAUUGUCCGCCUCUACAACUCGCGUGGCUUUCAAAUUGGUCGUCUUCCUGAUGCAGUAUCUUCCUGGGUGGCGCGGUUACUUGAUCUUGACAUCAUUGAAUUUCGCGGCCAAAUGGUAGACUGUCCUGAGAGGUUGACUACGGGUUGCAAUCUAGUCAUUUCCGUUGGGGUAUACAUGCUUCCAACAGCCUUCCAGCCUUCUAAAAUGGACACCGACACGAACGAGAAGCCACCUGUAAUGUUUUCCGAGGGCGUAGAGACACUGGACGAACAGCUAUUGCGCGAGCGAAAAGCAUCGAUUCUCAAGCUAUUCGAUGAACUCAACCUUCGACCAACAGCGGGUGCCAACUUUGCUCAGCGGAAAUCGGACGAGGAGAUACACGACGAAGCGAUGAAAAAAAUGGCUCCAGCUAAAAGCAAAAAGGUAACGGAGAUUGUGGGAGACGGUGAAGAAAUUGAGGUCGAGGAGGGCGAGGAGGUGACGGACAAUGAUCUUGCCAUGAUAUUCCAGAAGGCACAGAAAGGUGACCGCGCGAUGGGCGAGAUGGACCCGCCCGAAACCUUUACGCUGUCGCUGAGAGGGUACCAGAAGCAGGCGUUACUCUGGAUGUCUUCAAUAGAGCUAGGCAAAAUGGAUGCCCGUGAGGCAGCAUCAAUGCACCCGCUUUGGAGCCAAUAUCUUUUCCCGCUCCCGCAUUCGGACGGUAUCAUCGAUUUGACUGCCGACCAGAAGCCAUUUUACUUCAAUCCCUAUUCCGGCGAACUCAGUCUCGACUUUCCCAAAGCCGAACGACAAGGCCGCGGCGGGAUUUUGGCGUUGGUGGCACAUUUUGCGCUUCAGUCCGCUGACGAAACAGAGAUGGGAAUGGGCAAGACCAUCGAACUGGCUGCGCUCAUACACACCAACUGCGAGCCCGACAUCGACCGGCCGGUCGAGGAGAAGCCUGUCGGGAACAAACACCGCCAGCUCAAACUAAGCAAUGCGUUCAAGAAGGUUCCGCGGAAGAAAGGCGCCAAACCUCCGACAGCGACGCUGAUUGUGGCCCCAACAUCGCUCCUCGCACAAUGGGAGUCAGAAUUGCAGCGGUGCAGCAAGCCCGGGACGCUCGAAACGGUCGUUUGGCACGGGCAAAACCGGCUGGACCUGCAGGGCAUGCUGGAUGAUGACGAUGCGGGUUCGAUCAAGGUGGUGGUAACCUCGUAUGGUGUGCUUGCGUCCGAACAUGCAAAGGUGGACAAGUCAAAGUCCCCGCUAUUCGAGGUUGAAUGGCUUCGUGUGGUCCUAGACGAGGCACACGCAUGUAAAUCAAGGACGAGCAAAACCGCCAAGGCUGUCUAUGCACUCAGUGCUCGCCGGCGCUGGGCAGUUACUGGGACACCAAUCGUCAAUAAAUUGGAAGAUCUAUACUCGUUAUUAAAGUUCCUUGACUUCAAACCUUGGGCCGAUUUCUCAUUCUUUCGCUCAUUCAUUACCUUACCGUUCCUCGCUCACGAUCCUAAAGCGAUCGAAAUUGUGCAGAUUAUUCUUGAAUCCAUCCUCCUGCGGAGAGAAAAGACGAUGCUCGACACGAACGGCAAGCGUAUCGUAGAGUUGCCACCGAAGGAGGUCGUUGUUGAGUACCUCGACUUCUCCAGUCUCGAGCGCAGGAUAUACGACAGCCUGUUCAAUUCCGCCAAGCGAGAUUUCCUCCGACUCGAUGCCAAGGGCUUGGUGGGGAAGAACUACACCCACAUUCUUGCGAUGCUCAUGCGUCUACGGCGUGCUGUUUUACACCCGAAUCUCGUCCUCACAAGCCGCGAUGAACCCAACAAGUCCAGUCAAGACGAGGAGGACAUCGAUGUUAACGAGCUUAUUCAGCGUUUCGCAAACGACGACGACGCGGCUGGGGCGAACGUGUUCGCCCAAAACGCCCUGCAAAACCUAGAUAUUCCUGAUGACGACGCGGAAUGCCCCGUCUGUAUGGACGUCAUGGAACUUCCGAUGGUCAUUCCCGAGUGCAUGCAUCGCUGUUGCAAAGAUUGUCUAUUAACCAUAUGCGCGAAGGCGGAGGAGGGUGGUAAAGAUGCUACUUGUCCUACAUGCUCCCGAGGUCCAAUAAGGGAAAAAGAGCUGAUGGAGGUAUUCCGGCCGCCCAGGAGCUCGCAGAACCCCGAACCCGCGGUAAUUCUGCGCAAGAACGACUUUCGCUCAUCGACCAAACUCGAUGCGCUGAUGCAUAACCUCCGUUUUAUGCAGGAAAGCUGCGGGAACAAGAUCCGUGUUUCCGCGCGGUCGUCUUUUUCGCAGUUCACGUCCUUCCUGGACCUCAUCCAGAUCGUGCUCAAGCGGGACCACUUUGAGCACUAUCGCUUUGAUGGCUCGAUGGAUGUGAAGACACGGGGCGCGGCCAUUGAGCAGUUUAAGGCGCCUGCCAGAAAAGCGAAGGUCUUGGUCGUCAGUUUGAAAGCGGGGGGUGUUGGACUGAAUCUCACUGUGGCAAACCAUGUCUUCAUGAUGGACUGCUGGUGGAAUGCGGCCAUCGAGAAUCAAGCCAUCGACCGUGUUCACCGAAUUGGACAGGAAAAGACUGUCUAUGUCAAACACUUCAUCAUUGCACACACAAUUGAGGGCCGGAUACUGCAGAUCCAGAAGCGAAAGACCGCCAUCAUCAAGGAAGCAUUCCGCAGCUCUGGGGACGGCAAGGGAGACCCAGAGAGUAUUGAGAACCUGAAGAUCAUGUUUGGAGACGAGGAAGAGUGA